AUGCUGGCGGGCACAAAGAUCCAGGCUUGGUGGCGAGGCACGCUGGUGCGCCGGACCCUGCUACAUGCUGCCCUCAGCGCUUGGACCAUUCAGUGCUGGUGGAGGCAGACAAAGGCCAGGGCGCUGGAGAGGAAGUUACAGGACAUGACAUAUAACUGGGUGACGCAAGUACAGGCAGCUGUGAGGCUGCAAUCCUGGAUGCGAAUGUGGCUCACGCGUAAGCAUUACCUCAGCGUUCGCAACUCUGCCUGCAAACUGCAAGACUCCAGGAAUCCUCAGAACAUUUGUAAAUCCUAUAACACUAUCCAGGGCUUCUAUGAGAUCACUGGAGACCAGCUAAAGCUUCAGCUUGAUAUCUUUUUUGAAUCACAAAUCUGUCGGAUAUCAGACUGCAUACCUUUCCCAAUAAAGAACUGA
Molecule: messenger RNA, 417 nt
Organism: Meriones unguiculatus (Mongolian gerbil)
Lineage: Eukaryota; Metazoa; Chordata; Mammalia; Rodentia; Muridae
Product: IQ domain-containing protein F5-like
Exons: 1
Coding region: 1-417 (138 amino acids)
Molecular function (GO): calmodulin binding
Source: RefSeq, a predicted model, not a curated record